Messenger RNA from Neolamprologus brichardi, 3517 nucleotides. It is a transcript of the gene pou3f2a, whose product is annotated as POU class 3 homeobox 2a. Gene Ontology annotation, molecular function: RNA polymerase II cis-regulatory region sequence-specific DNA binding; DNA-binding transcription factor activity, RNA polymerase II-specific. The record is from RefSeq and is a predicted model, not a curated record. Gene Ontology annotation, biological process: regulation of transcription by RNA polymerase II; brain development. Lineage: Eukaryota; Metazoa; Chordata; Actinopteri; Cichliformes; Cichlidae. Gene Ontology annotation, cellular component: nucleus.
AGAAGCUGGAAGCACGCAGCCCCUCUCUCUGGACAGCGUCCUGGGGGCAGAGAGGCAGCUGGAAGUUUCUCGUCACGAUCGCUGCUUUGUUUUCGUGGCGCAAAAUAACCUCCAGAUAUCCAACUUCACGCGCGUGGAAUCAGACGUGGUCGGAAUGUUUGUACUCUAGCAUCCUGCAGGACUGCCUGUAUUGUUGGGCAGAGUGAUUGGGGUUUCUGUACAAUCUCCCGUGACCAAUGAGCGGGGUGCUGUCAGGGGUAACCACAUCUGUCAACCGUUCUUGGCCAAUAAAGAGCGGAGCGAGGCGGACCACAGGUGCGCGCCUCUGCGUCCCCUUGGCACAGCGCCCGGGAGAUGCUGGAGAGAGACGCCUAGCUGCCCCGUGGCGCAAAAGAGUUACUGUCAAAGGCAGCCUCCUUUUAACUCCAGCUAUCACUCUGGCUCCGAUAGUUAUGGCGACCGCAACGUCCAACCACUACAGCGUCCUCAGUACCCCCAGCAGCGCGCCGCCGCCGCACUCGGAGUCCGGGAGCAUGCAGCAGGCGGCAGCGUACAGGGACGCGCACACCCUGCUCCAGAACGACUAUAGCACGUUACCGGGCGCUGGGCAUCCGCUCAGCCACGCGCACCAGUGGAUAACGGCGCUGUCUCACGGUGACAGCGGGGCACCCUGGCCGUCUAGUCCCCUCGGAGAACAGGACGUGAAACCCGUAUUGCAUGACAGUGACCGAGAGGAGCUGCAGAACUCCAGCAGUCUGCAGCAGCAGCAGCAGCAGCAACAGCAGCAACAGCGACACCCUCACCUAGCGCACCAGCAGGCGCAUCACGACGCCAGAGCAUGGCGAACCAGCACAGCCACAACGCACAUCUCCGGUAUGGCGACAUCUGAGGGCCAGAGCCUGGUGUACUCUCAGUCCGGCUUCGGUCUGAUGCCGGGGGGAGAGCAAGGGGGGAUGCACCACCACCCUCUGCGCGAAGACGACCACCACAGCCACAGUCCGCACCUCAGUGAACACGGAGGCGGCCCCGGGGCCCACCAGCAGUCUCUCACACACCAUCACCAGCACGGGGGCCAUCAGGAUCAGUCUGACGAGGACACGCCGACCUCUGACGAGUUGGAGCAGUUUGCCAAGCAGUUCAAACAGCGGCGAAUCAAGCUUGGCUUCACCCAGGCGGACGUGGGACUGGCUCUCGGGACACUGUACGGGAACGUUUUUUCUCAGACGACCAUUUGCAGGUUCGAGGCGCUUCAGCUCAGCUUCAAAAACAUGUGCAAACUAAAACCGUUGUUGAACAAGUGGCUGGAGGAGGCGGACUCCACCUCGGGGAGCCCCACCAGCUUGGAUAAAAUCGCGGCACAGGGACGGAAAAGGAAAAAGAGAACCUCCAUUGAGGUGGGCGUCAAAGGGGCUCUGGAGAGCCAUUUUCUCAAAUGUCCAAAACCAGGAGCAGCGGAGAUCAACUCCCUAGCAGACAGCCUGCAGCUGGAGAAGGAGGUGGUGAGGGUUUGGUUUUGUAACCGGCGGCAAAAGGAGAAGAGGAUGACACCCGCUGGGGGACAGAUACCUGGAGGAGAGGACAUGUACGGGGACACCCCUCCUCGCCACGGAGGACAAACUCCCGUGCAGUGACCUCAGUUCUCAAUCCCGAGUAAAAACACGGACCCCUUAAAGGAGGUAUAACGCCUCCUUAUUUCUUUUAUUCUCUGUGCUGGACCGCUCGGAACUGGACCUCAGCCAGUUUAGAUGUUGGACCCACGGACAGACACAGUGGGGACACGCAGUGGCACGCGAGCGCUAAAAAUACUCAUAGCAGAGCCGUAUGGAGAGGUUUCAUGCCGCAGAACUGCCAAACGUAUCGGGGUGGUGUGUGCUAACCAGAAAAAAAAAAAGAAUAAGAAAAAAACAGCGACAUUUUCUUUAUGCCAGACCCAGGCGCCAGUGUGCCAUCAUCAAAUAUGUUAUUUAAAAAAAUAGAAGAAGAAGAGAUGAAAAAAAGGCAGAGUGUGACACGGACGAGACGUGUCCGCGGGGAGAAAAAACAUAAAAACUCGCUUCGGGCAUGAUGAUUUAGUCGCAGUGAGUGUGGGUAAAUAAACGCCAUCUUUCCAUCAUAACAAAAGCAACAGGGGUUCUUCGCGGCUUGUGGCAAGAGAGGGCUGAAAUGGCAGACACCUGCUGUACAAUGUUUAAAAAUUAAAGCCAAUACCAGCCAGAUAAUUUUUUAUUAUUAUUAUUAUUAUUAUUAUUAUUAUUAUUAUUAUUAUUAUUGUAAAAUUGUAGGUAUUCGUCUGAAUUUAUUGUGACGACCUGAACUUAUUCACAAUAAAAAUACAGUAUUGCUUUAAUAUAAUAAAAAUGUGAAAGUAUUUACAUUUUUACAUUCCUAAUUUAGCAGCAAAUAAUAAUAACAAAAUAAAUAAAUAAAUAAUAAUAAUAAUAAUAAUAAUACAAUUGAGACUGAGUAUUGGUGGACUUCAAGGCUUUUCCUUUUGUGCAGACAUGUCUGUGCGCCUGUUUACAGUGUGUUUUUGCUGUUUGUUAUUUCUGUACUUUUCCAAAAUGCUGUGACGAGAAAGACCGAGACUGUCCGGCUGGAACACUCUGAACAAUCCAGCCCAUUUUGCCUUCUUUUCCUGAGAAGAAGAAAAAAACUGAAUAUAUCCUGGUACCAGCUCUGGCCACAGUGGCUAUACUUCUACUACUACUACUGUAUGACUCAUUCAUUCACGGAGAAGGCGAUCUGUGGGAUGUAUCUUCAUUCGUUUUUGUAUUGCUUCGUUCGUUCGUUCGUUCGGUUGUUUGUAUGUUCAGUUUCUUUUCUGUCAGUCUGUGCCAAAGCACAAACACAGACACGUGUUCUUGUGCCACUGAAAUCCUGUGAUUGAUAACCUGAUCUGAUAGUAGGAGUGUAUGUGGGAGGAAAAAACCACUAAAAGGUUCUUUUACCAAAUUAUGAAGAAUAAAUAUACAUAUAUAUAUAUAACAGAAAAAAAGAAAGAAAGAAAGAAAGAAAGCGGAAACUCAAAUAAAGCUGAGGAAUACUGAUGACUGGAGAGGAACAUUUUUAAUAGACCAAAGCUUGUUAAUGUGAGACAGUGUACAAAAAAACUAACAAACCUGAAUGUAUAAGUCUUACCUAACAACAUCAAAGUAGGUCUAUAACCUCCCUUUUCAUCGCCAAUCAUAAAAAAAUAACCAUAGCAAUAUUUUUAUGUAACAUUUUGCAAUACGCACAUGGCAAUUUUUUAUUUAUGGGUAGGUAUUACAUAACAAUUCUCCCUCGAUUAAAAUAAGGCCCCAUAUUUGUGAAAUUUUUUAAAAAAAAAUACUGUAAUCACACCCUGUUUAAUCUUCAGCUGAAUUUGAGUUUCUGAUGUGUGGAGGGGAAAAAAGAGGCAAACCAAAACAAAAUAGCAGUGACCUGAAAUCUGUGAUCAAACGAAGAGGAAAAAGAAAUCAACGAUUGCACAAUUUCUAAAUGCUUUUUGUCAUUAAAGCGUAUUUGUUUUCUAAAA